Molecule: messenger RNA, 216 nt
Organism: Laetiporus sulphureus 93-53
Lineage: Eukaryota; Fungi; Basidiomycota; Agaricomycetes; Polyporales; Laetiporaceae
Exons: 2
Coding region: 1-216 (71 amino acids)
Source: RefSeq, a predicted model, not a curated record
AUGCGUGUUGGCGAUCCGGAAGGCUUGGAGGGCCGGGCUGCAGUGCUCAGUGUUCAAGUUGUUUUCGGGAAAGGAUGGACGGACGUACUCAUGCCUGUAAACCCCCUCACGGCCGACUUCCUCCGCUUGCUGACAUCACAUGUCCCAACCGACACCGACGACGCCAACGGCGCCGACGAUGCGGUGAACUCAAUGGACAGCCCGCCACCCACCUAA